Molecule: messenger RNA, 3611 nt
Organism: Oncorhynchus keta (chum salmon)
Lineage: Eukaryota; Metazoa; Chordata; Actinopteri; Salmoniformes; Salmonidae
Product: band 4.1-like protein 4B
Exons: 16
Coding region: 1067-2581 (504 amino acids)
Cellular component (GO): cytoskeleton
Molecular function (GO): cytoskeletal protein binding
Source: RefSeq, a predicted model, not a curated record
UGCCUGCACAUAUCAAAACAUUGUAGGAGUGGAGUCCUACAGGCUGCAGUGCAGUUAGACCCCAUUUAAACACAUUCCUGUGACCUGCCUUAGAUGCACACUCCAGUUCAGUGUCAACACAAGUCCCAGACCAUGUUGUACAGUCUACUGAUAUCAUAGAUUUGAGGGGCAGAGUAGCCAUUACUACUAAACAACCAUAGCAGGCAGAUAUCCGGAGUUAGUCAAAUUAAUAUUUGUUUUAGGAGAGGUGAACUCUCUGCACUUUCACUGGUGUGUGCGUUUCUUUCUGCUUGAAUCCCUCGGCUAAACCAUAAUCCUAACUGUUUGUUCUGAAAUUGCAUUAUUUUUUGCUUGUCCUCAACAUUACAUUGUCCCUCCUGUUUGUCCUACACCGCGAUGACCGUGGUGUCGCCUCUGGCCGGCAGGGAGCGCUGCUUCGCUGACACAACCUGGCCCCAGUAUAAAAAAAAAAGAAAGUUUGUUCUGCGUUGUUUUUACGCAGGCGCAAAGCAUGCUGUUUGUCCAGUUUCUCUGGUUAAUUUACCUGUGAGGUGGAGCAGUUUCGGUUCUUCGUGAGAGGAUUAAAUAAUACCGGCCACGGGUUUAGGUAAGCGCGUCCCGGGAGAUUGUAACCUCAUUCCUCGGUAUGUGAGACUAUAGGGACGCCCGCUUGGAGCUGCUCGAGAUUUCUCCAGGAUUUCAGAAUCUGUGCAACAGCAGGUGCGCGAGCGGGGACAAACGGUGAGAGGAGACGAAGAGGGGGGUGUGUGCUUCCGUGAGUGAGUUCACUAUUGAAACAGAAUAAAUUAUUUGGAAAUGCAACUGGUUGCUUUUUUUUAAUGCCGAAUUGUCGAGUCCUGCUCAAUUAUGCUGCUGGAGAUCCCCACGGCUGCCGAAUUUCAGGGUUCAGCGGCAGCUUGAAGCCUCCGUGCCUGCGGUGAGGGACUCUUCGCCCCGGGGUGGUGGCAGUGGGACAAACGCCACACACAUUGUUUCCGUGUAGUAAGCCUCCCCGUGGACACCGAACACGGUGCUCGCGCUGUGAGUAGAAUUAACAAUUGGAAAGAUGAUGGGCUUCCUACGCCGGACGUUUAGCCAUCGCUCGCGCAGACGGUUUCAGACAGCGGACGAACGGGACGGGAAAGGAAGAGGAGGAACCGCGAACCCCGCGCUCCUCGCGCACCAACAGCAGGUCGUCCACGCGCCCGCCGUGGUGACAGGGGGAGCAGCCGUGCACAUCCCGGCGGCUGGGACCGACAAGGAUGCAAUGACCUGCCGCGUGCUGCUGCUGGAUGGGUCGGACGUUAACGUUGAUAUACCAAAAAGGUCAAAGGGCCAGGAGCUGUUUGACCAGAUCAGGUAUCAUCUGGACCUGGUGGAGGCUGACUACUUUGGACUGCAGUUCAUGGACCCAGAACAAGUCUCACACUGGCUGGAUGUGUCCAAGCCCAUAAAGAAACAGAUCAGAGAUGGUCCUCCAUACAGACUGUUUUUCAGGGUGAAGUUCUACUCCUCAGAGCCCAAUAACCUACAUGAGGAGUUCACCAGGUACCUGUUUGUGCUGCAGCUUCGACAAGACAUUCUGUCCGGCAAGUUGAAGUGUCCAUAUGAUGUCUCAGUAGACCUGGGGGCCUACUGCUUACAGAGUGAACUGGGGGACUGUGACCCUCUAGAGCAUUCUCCUGAGCUGGUGUCAGAGUUUCGCUUCACACCCAAACAGAGUGAGACCAUGGAGGCAGACAUCUUUAACAAGUGGGUGGACCUAAGGGGUAAGGAUCCAUCCCAGGCAGAGACCAGCUUCCUCAACAAGUGUAAAUGGCUGGAGCUGUACGGAGUGGACAUGCACUUUGUCAAGGGAAGGGACGGAGCAGAGUACGCUCUGGGUCUGACUCCCACUGGCAUCCUGGUGUUUGAGGGCUCCACCAAGAUAGGCCUCUUCUUCUGGCCCAAGAUCACCCGCCUGGAUUUCAAAAAGAGUCGACUCACCCUAGUGGUGACGGAGGACGACGAUCAGGGGCGGGAGCAGGAGCACACCUUUGUGUUCCAGUUGGACAGUUCGAAGACGUGUAAACACUUGUGGAAAUGUGCUGUGGAGAGUCACGCCUUCUUCCGGCUGCGCCAGCCCACAGCUGGGAAGGCCUCCAGCAGUGACUUCACACGCCUUGGAUCACGUUUCAGGUUCAGUGGAAAGACUGAGUACCAGGCGACCCACGGAGGGAGGCUGAGGAGGGCCAGUACGUUUGAGAGGCGACCCAGCAAGAGAUACCCCUCCCGCACUCACUCACUGGGUGGCAAGGUCCUCUCUCCAGCCAAACCAGCACAUAUCAGCUCCCACACCAGCCCUGAACCUAGUCUACACCCAUACCAGCGUAACAUCCCUAUAGCCCACGAGCCUUGGCACCCAGCCCUCACACCCCCCAUCUACCUACAACACUCAGGACACACAUCCCCGCACAGAGCGCCUGCUGCAGUAGCAGUGAGUCAAGAGCCCAGUCAUCGGUCAGUACCAGAGAGGUCCAGCGGGUCUUUCCCAGGAUCCAUCAGUGUGGUGUACAGAGACAAGGUCAUGACUGCACUCUGACCCCUCCACCCUAACCUCUACAGCCCUGUCCCAAACCCACAUCUAAAUCUAAACUCUAACACAUACACACAUGCAUACGAGACAACUGGCAUACAGAAGCUGGAGAGAGACAGAGAAACACUCUGGUUGUGGACUCAUGGACCAAAAUACAUCCUCCUCCUCAUCACCAUCAUUACACACCAGCCUUGUCUACCAUGUGUCUUCUCCAUCAGAUCACCACCAUGCUGUGGAGACAGAAAGAGACUCCUAACAGAAAGAGAGAGACUUUAAACACAGAGAUCUCUCUCUGAGUGGGUUGGACCAUGAUGUUUGAUGUUCAGUACCUUGUUAGUUCAUGUAAUUGUUGUUGAUACUUUAGUGGCUGAAUGCUGCAACGUCCUCAAAUGUAACUGGGUAAGAUUGAAAUUCCGUUCAUGCUUUACAAAACAAUCAUACUGCAACAUUAAUUUUCUGCCCAGUUAGCAGGUAGAUUUGCUUUUAGCCAAAUCCUUUUAGAGCAAGCCAAAUAAUUUGUUUUCAAAAGUUAUCCUAGCUCACGAUUCACUGUUUGAAUGUAAGAUGCCAAUCAUUUGAGUGUGUGUGAAGUAGUCUGUGUCAUCAUUAACUGCUUUAACUAGGGAUCACAUGGUUCUACAUUACAUCUGUAGGGGAAUAUAGCUACUUUGGAAAUCUCAGCUAAACGAUGAAGGAAAAUGUUCUCGUUAAAUCCGUAUCAGCAAUAUAUACAUUACAAUAUAUACAUUACAAUGUCAUGUUAUGGAAGUCUUGCAUCUAUCGCUGCAUAUCUGCCUUUAUUCUUCAGAGGCAUGAAUGUUGUGUGUGAGGGGUUCUGACUCAGCUGAAUCAACCCCCAUAGAUACAUAGAAUGGCUCUGAUGGCCUUGUUUACCUGUGUUAAUGCUGAUUGUGUUUACAUCCUCUCCAUGCUCAACAUUACUUCCUGUUGCCUUAAAAUUGUUACUCUUAUCACAACCAGCCUUAGAUUGGUUGCUACAGCCUUGUUGAAUAAACGCACUGCUUAAACUCCUUCA